Molecule: messenger RNA, 1136 nt
Organism: Moneuplotes crassus
Lineage: Eukaryota; Ciliophora; Spirotrichea; Euplotida; Euplotidae
Source: the annotation of a GenBank genome assembly
GUUUGAGAGUUGGGAUAUUAAAAAUUACAUAAAUUAUUUAAAAAAUGAGCCAGAAAAGUGCUCAAGAAGACCAGACUCCCCCUGGCUACCAACUCCUUGAAAUCGAAGACCAAUCUCCCCCAGCUGCCACCAAGAACGCUCACAAUGUAAGCCAUCCCUCCAAGAUCUCUAUGUCUCUCCUAGAGCCUUCGUGUGUUGUUGAGCCUGAAGGAGAAUAUCAUUAUGAACAAUCAUAUGCCAAAGGGGUGUCUAUUAUGCUGAUAAAUACCUUAAUUGCGACUGUUCUGCAUGUUUCUACCAAAUAUAUGUUAACAGUAUCUCCAGAGAUGAGUCCCCUCGAUUCUGUCUCAAUGAUGGGCUACUCCUGAGUCCCUUGCUUCUACCUCUACGCAAAGUAUAAGAAUGUGAACGUAUAUCUGUUCAACUUCAAACCGAAAGUUCAGCUUGUUAUACUUGUUCGAGUAGGAGUUGGUCUCUGCAAUAACUUUUGCUUAUGGUAUGGCUUUCAAUAUAUCUCCAUUGGAAAAGCAAUUUUGAUCUGGAGCAUAAGCCCAUUGUUCUGUGCUAUCACAGCUGCUAUCUUUUUGAAGGAAAAAAUAACAUAUCAGAGCAUCGGCUUGAUCUUGUUUUCAAUUGUAGGAGUUUACUUUCUAACAUUGAACAAGUCAGACGAUCCUAAAGUUGCCUCAAACGAGACCUUUGGAUAUUGACUUAUGGUUGCCUCAGCAUUCCUUUAUGCUCUAUUAUUCGUGCUUCUGAGAACAAUGAGUAUUAAUGGCGUUCAUGCUUUUGUAUCACCCUUGUAUUUCGGAACAGGAGUGCUUAUCCAGAAUUUCAUCAUUAUCAUUUUCUUCCCUGGUGCACUUCACUUUUCAGCUUAUAUUGACAAAGUAGUUAACAUAUCUGCUCUACUUAUCAUGAUGGUAGGCUGAGUAGUAGGCCAAUACACCUGGAUGACUGCUAUCCAAUACGCUCCCGCUUCCAAACUCUCUCCUAUCGGAUACAGUGAGAAUGUGCUGACAAUCUUGUCAGACAUCGUGAUCUUCAAUUACCACUUCAUCAUGACCGACUUCUUGGGUAUUGCCAUAAUUAUCCUGUGCUUGGUGAUCCCUCUCAUGCUGAAAUCCUCUGAAUAG